Messenger RNA from Leptopilina boulardi, 1384 nucleotides. RefSeq names its product odorant receptor 67c-like. Gene Ontology annotation, cellular component: plasma membrane. The coding region runs from base 2 to 1150 and encodes 382 amino acids. Gene Ontology annotation, molecular function: odorant binding; olfactory receptor activity. Gene Ontology annotation, biological process: sensory perception of smell; detection of chemical stimulus involved in sensory perception of smell. The transcript is spliced from 5 exons. Lineage: Eukaryota; Metazoa; Arthropoda; Insecta; Hymenoptera; Figitidae. The record is from RefSeq and is a predicted model, not a curated record.
AAUGACAGUGGGAGAAUUUUCAUUUAAAAUAAUGGAAUAUUUCGGUGUAUGGAGACCAAUUUCCUGGCAAUCAAUUUGGGCGAUUCGUUUAUAUAAUCUUUAUAAUUUUUUUAUGUUGGCAUUUCUAUAUUUUUUUACAUUGACAUUUUUCAUUAGUCUCUUUGAAAAUAAACAUAAUAAAGAAGUUUUUAUGGAAAAUUCCUUUUAUUUUUCAACUUUGCUAGUGUUGUGUUUUAAAAUAACAUACGUUCGCUUUAAACGAGAAGAAAUCAUUGCCCUUACAAAUAUGUUUCUACAAGGAAAAUGCAUUCCACGUAAUCAAGAUGAAUUUAUAAUUCAACAAAAUAUUCUAGCCGAAGAAAGAUCGAAUACACGUUCAUUCAUGACAUUUUGUCUAAUUACUUGUACUGUUUAUACAGUCUUGCCAUUAACAAAGAGAAGGAACAUUUCAUUGCCAUUCAAGUCCUGGAGUCCUUAUAAAAUUGAUUCAACAUUUACAUUUUGGAUGACGUAUUUUUUUCAAUUUGUCAGUGCAUGUAUUUUUGGUGUUUUGUUUGCUGCUAUUGAAAUAUUGGCACCAAUUAUUAUGGAACAAAUUUGCACUCAACUCGAAUUCAUCAUUUGUCGUUUAUAUCAACUUCCUAAAUUGAAAGAUACAUUUAAUUUAAAUCAUGAUAUUUCUCGAAAGGAAAGUGCGAUUGUUAAUAAUUGCGUAGAACAUCAUAUUUUUAUAUUUUCGAUAGAAAAAGAAAUGAACAAGCUUUUCGGUUUUAUGGUUGCAGUACAAUUUUUUGUCUCAACAGCAAAUUUGUGCACCGGAUGUUUUAAUUUGACAACAAUGAAACCCACUAGUACACAAUUUUGGUCGGUUAUCUUCACGAUAAAUUCAUAUCUUGUACAAAUAUUUUUGUAUUGUCUAUAUGGGGAAAAAGUAAUACAAAAAAGUGUAUCUGUCACAGAUAGAAUCUACUCAAUGGACUGGAAUUCAUUGAGUAAGAAUUGUAAACAACAACUGAUAAUAAUAAUGAUGCGAUCCAGAAAACCGAUAAAUCUUACUGGAGCUUCCUUAAUUACUAUGUCAGUAGAAACUUUAUUAAAGAUUUUAAAAACAUCUUACUCCGUGUUUAAUUUAAUUAGAAAUACAAAUUAAAAGGCUAUUAAUAAAUGUAGAAAUAAAAAAUAAUGAUUGCAUAUAUUAUUAAAAAAUUGUUAUAUUUGUUAUGUAUUAUAGAAAAAAAAAGUUGAAAUAGAUGGGAAAUUUAUAUUCAUAAAACAGAUUCUUAAAUUCUUAAGGCCCUUGCACAUCUCCGGCUGUCUGCAAAGGCAGCCAGUAAGAACCAAUCAGAGAGUCUUUUUUUUCUUUUGUUUAAAUGGCCUCUUGUAU